AUGUCUGACGCCGGCCGCAAGGAUUUCACCACCAAGGCUAAGGAGGAGCUCACCCCCGACUCCACCAAGAGCACCCAGCAGAAGACCAAGGAGACCUUCACCGACACUGGUGACAAGCUCGCUCGUGGUCUCCAGACCGACGAGUCCAAGUCUACCGGCCAGGAGCUCGGCGACAAGGUCGGCCGCAGCCACGACCAGCACGCCCACGGUGGCACCGGCGAGAGCAUUCUCGACAAGGCAAAGAGCGCCAUCGGCAUGGACAAGAAAUAA
Messenger RNA from Lasiodiplodia theobromae, 270 nucleotides. Its product is annotated as Chaperone heat shock protein. Lineage: Eukaryota; Fungi; Ascomycota; Dothideomycetes; Botryosphaeriales; Botryosphaeriaceae. Bases 1 to 270 code for a protein of 89 amino acids. The transcript has 3 exons. The record is from RefSeq and is a predicted model, not a curated record.